Molecule: messenger RNA, 603 nt
Organism: Chinchilla lanigera (long-tailed chinchilla)
Lineage: Eukaryota; Metazoa; Chordata; Mammalia; Rodentia; Chinchillidae
Gene: Ifnk
Product: interferon, kappa
Exons: 1
Coding region: 1-603 (200 amino acids)
Biological process (GO): adaptive immune response; defense response; B cell proliferation
Cellular component (GO): extracellular region
Molecular function (GO): cytokine activity; type I interferon receptor binding
Source: RefSeq, a predicted model, not a curated record
AUGAUUCCAAAAUAUUUAUGGCUUGUGUUCCUUGUGGGUCUUCUGCUCAUUGGACACAUCCAGUCUCAGCACUGCACCUCAGAGAAUGCUUCCUUCAGAAGAGUCACCAGGGAGAACAUGAGACUUCUGAGCAACCUGAGCAAUUCGUUUCCUCUACAAUGUCUAAGUGACAUCAACGAUUUUCGAUUACCCCAAAAUGUCCUCUCAAACUCCCAGCUUGCGGAAAGGGGCAUCAAGGAAGUCGCCUAUGAAAUUUCCAUACAGGUCUUCAGUGUCUUCAGCCGGCACACCUCAGACUCCAUUUGGAACGAGGAAUUCCUGACACAAAUCCAAAGUGGACUUUCUGAGCAAACGGAAUACCUGAAACAAUGCUUGGAAGAAGAGGAGAACGAAAAUGAAGAAAUGACAACACACGAAACAGAGCACCCCGGAGCUCAGGUCAUCCAGCAGAGCAAACUAGCGCUGAGGAGCUAUUUCCAAAGAAUAGAAAAUUACCUGAGGGAUAAGAAAUACUAUUACUGUGCCUGGAAGAUUGUGGAAGUGGAAAUCAAAAGAUGUUUCUCCUACUUCCUGAAAUUCAUAGAACUACUCAGAGGAAAUUAG